Messenger RNA from Glycine soja, 3322 nucleotides. Its product is annotated as disease resistance protein RPM1-like. Lineage: Eukaryota; Viridiplantae; Streptophyta; Magnoliopsida; Fabales; Fabaceae. The transcript has 3 exons. Gene Ontology annotation, molecular function: ADP binding. Bases 98 to 2896 code for a protein of 932 amino acids. The record is from RefSeq and is a predicted model, not a curated record. Gene Ontology annotation, biological process: defense response to other organism.
CCUACCAAAUUAAAACUCACAAGUCUUCCUCUCAUUAUACACAUUAGAACAAAAUUGCUUGCACUAUACAGAUGAAAUGAAAGCUAGGUAGACUCACAUGGCAGAAAUCGCAGUGUCAUCCGCACUAGACAAAUUACUUCCACUAAUAGCAGAUGAAGCAAAUCUGCUACGGGGCAUCUCCAAAGAAUUCGCAGACAUAAAAAAAGAACUAGAAUACAUUCAAGCUUUCCUCAAGGAUGCAGAUAGAAAGGCAGCAGCAGAAGGAGACAACACAGACGAUAGAAUCAAAAUAUGGGUGAAAGAGUUGAGGGAAGCAUCUUUUUCCAUAGAAGAUGUCAUCGAUGAAUACAUGAUCCUUGUGGAACAACAGCCUCGUGAUCCUGGAUGUGCAACUUCACUCUGUAAGGUCAUUCACUUUAUUAAAACAUUGAUGCCUCGUCGUCAAAUAUCAUCAAAGAUUAAGCAGGCCAAGUCAUCAGUUCAUGGAAUCAAGCAAAGAGGUGUGGAUUAUCACUUCCUAAUCCAUUCUUCUCUUCAACUAGGACCAAGCAGAUACAGAGGUAGCCAUAAUAAUGUCCAAUGGCAUGACCCUCGAAUGCAUUUCCGUUACCUUGACGAAGCUGAAGUUGUUGGCCUUGAAGACACAAGAGAUGAAUUGAUUGGUUGGUUAGUGGAGGGACCGGCAGAGCGAACUGUCAUCUCUGUGGUAGGAAUGGGAGGACUCGGAAAAACCACUCUUGCUGGCAGAGUUUUCAACAACCAGAAGGUGAUUUCACACUUUGAUUACCACGCAUGGAUCACGGUGUCCCAAUCCUACACUGUGGAAGGGUUGAUGAGGAACUUGCUGAAGAACUUAUGCAAAGAAAAAAUGGGGGAUCUUCUUGAAGGUAUUUCUGAAAUGGAUCGAGAUUCAUUGAUUGAUGAAGUGAGAAACCAUUUGAAACAAAAGAGGUACGUUGUCAUUUUUGAUGAUGUAUGGAGUGUAGAACUUUGGGGUCAAAUUGAAAAUGCCAUGUUUGAUAAUAACAAUGGAAGUAGAAUAUUAGUCACAACUAGGAUGGAAGGUGUUGUAAACUCUUGUAAGAAAUCUCCUUCUGAUCAGGUGCAUAAGCUGGAACCUUUGACUAAACAAGAAUCUAUGGAACUUUUUUGCAAAAUGGCAUUUCGAUGUCACAAUAAUGGACGUUGUCCAGAAGAACUCAAGAAAAUUUCUACAGACUUUGUUGAAAAAUGUAAGGGCUUACCAUUGGCAAUUGUAGCUAUUGCCAGUCUUUUAUCUGGCAAAGAAAAGACUCCAUUUGAAUGGGAAAAGAUUAGGCGAAGCCUGAGUUCAGAGAUGGACAAAAAUCCACAUUUAAUUGGUAUAGCAAAGAUUUUAGGUUUUAGUUAUGAUGAUUUGCCACACUACCUAAAAUCAUGCUUAUUGUAUUUUGGAGUAUAUCCUGAGAACUAUGAAGUUAAAUCGAAAAGAUUAUUUCGACAAUGGAUAGCUGAAGGAUUUGUAAAAGAUGAAGAAGGAAAAACUUUAGAGGACGUUGCAGAACAAUAUUUAACAGAGUUAAUUGGUACAAAUUUAGUGCAAGUCUCUUCAUUCACCACAGAUGGCAAAGCUAAGAGUUGUCGUGUUCAUGACUUAAUACAUGAUAUGAUCCUUAGAAAAUUCAAGGAUUUAAGUUUUUGCCAGCAUAUCAGUAAAAAAGAUGAGUCGAUGUCAAGUGGGAUGGUUAGGCGCUUGUCAAUAGAAACAAUUUCCAAUGAUUUAAUGGGGAGCUCUAAAAGCUUACAUGCCAGGUCAUUGCUCAUUUUUGCAGAUGAAAAUGAAGCAUGGAAUACCAACUUUGUGCAAAGAAUUCCUACAAAAUACAAGCUACUGAAGGUAUUUGAUUUUGAAGAUGGUCCAUCGCAUUAUAUCUCUAUUCAUGAAAAUUGGGGAAAUCUCGCACACUUGAAGUAUUUAAACUUAAGAAAUUCAAAUAUGCCAAGUCUGAAAUUCAUUGGCAAACUCCAGAACCUCGAGACCUUGGACAUAAGGAAUACAUCUAUCAAGAAAUUGCCAAAGGAGAUUCGCAAGCUAAGAAAGCUACGACAUCUUUUGGGUGAUGAUAUGAAAUUGUUUCAAUUGAAGAAUUGUCUCGGAGGCCUGACAUCCCUACAAACGUUGCGUCAUGUAAAGCUAACUAUGGAGAAUGAUGAUGGAGUAGAGUUAAUAAGAGAAUUGGGAAAGCUGAAGCAGUUAAGAAACUUUUGCUUGACUGGUGUCAGAGAAGAACAGGGAAGCGCUCUAUGUUCCUCAAUAAGUGAGAUGACAAACUUGGAGAAACUACGUAUCGAGUCAUACGGAGUUCAAGUCAUUGAUUUGCCUUAUAUUUCAUCUUUGCCUAUGCUUCGGAAGCUUAGCCUAUUUGGGAAGCUAAAAAAGCUUCCAGAGUGGGUUCCACAACUCCAAAAUCUCGUAAAAUUAUCUUUGGAAUACUCAGAGUUAACCAAUGAUCCAUUGAAAUCACUACAAAAUAUGCCAUAUUUGUUGUUCCUCGGCAUGUACAAGGCUUAUAAAGGAGAAAGUUUGUAUUUUGAAGAUGGAGGAUUUCAACAACUAAGGGAACUGUCUCUUGGAGGAUUGCGUAACUUGGAAUCCAUCAUUAUCGAUAAAGGAGCACUCCAUUCUCUGAAAAAGCUCAAAUUUUGGGGAAUACGCAAACUCAAGAAAGUACCUCCUGGCAUUCAACACUUGAAAAAACUGGAAGUUCUUGAUAUCCGUAAUAUGCCAUAUGAAUUCAAUGAGUGCAUUGCUCCCGAUGGGGGACCAGAGCACCCAAUCAUCCAGCAUGUGGGCCUUGUUGAAAUUACUACUGACUUCGCACAAACUCGCAUUAUUUCUCACUUAUCAACGCAUUAAAAUUCAUAGAAACGGAUUUGGGCUUCCAGUGCUCUGAAAUUUAGGUUCAUGCAUGCUGCAGUUUCAACAAUGGCAUUGAGUCUAUCUGACGCAGGAUUGAUUCUUUGGUCCAUGGACAAAAAGAAUAUGUGGAAUGGGCUCUAUGUUUAACAAAGUCAUCUACUCAUCUAUGUUUAAUUAUGGCAGUUUGUGAUGUAUAAUAAUGUGUCUUUAGAAGUUAUAUAACAGUGUCUUUCAAUAUGUUCCAAAAAAAUGUGUCUAUAUGUGCUUCUUGAGUAAGCUAAAGAUAGUUAACAGAUUAUAAUUUGUAUUGACUUGCUGGAAACUAUCAAAGAAACUAUCCCAGCCAAGACCCCGUACUGAGAUAUUUACCGCAUAUACCUAUUUACUUAAUUACCAACGAAGACCUCCUGGAAGCUUAAGCCA